This is a messenger RNA of Chelmon rostratus (copperband butterflyfish), 4120 nucleotides long. Its product is annotated as sodium/hydrogen exchanger 9B2. Gene Ontology annotation, molecular function: antiporter activity. Lineage: Eukaryota; Metazoa; Chordata; Actinopteri; Chaetodontiformes; Chaetodontidae. The transcript has 13 exons. Bases 727 to 2469 code for a protein of 580 amino acids. Gene Ontology annotation, cellular component: membrane. Gene Ontology annotation, biological process: proton transmembrane transport. The record is from RefSeq and is a predicted model, not a curated record.
CUGGCAAUGAAGCCAAUAUCGGACAGCAACAUUCCUCUUUCCGCGAAAUUUGGUCAUUAUUGCAAAUAUUUAUCGGCGUAGAAAGUGAUAUUUAGCUUUGCUUCAUUUACCAAAAUCAGACGUUGUGGGUGACCGGCGUAACUUAACGCUGAACGAGUAACGCCAGUCUUUAGCGGGCGAGUAACGUUGACGGUAGCUGCCGUUUCGUUAUACCGCCUGAGGGACUGAUGCCUCGCGGAACAGUCCGGCGUUAUCCAGCCUAACGAUGAUUUUGAAGGCGGUUCAUAGUUCAUUGACAGGCUAAUGUUUUUACAUUAGAGAUUUGUAGCUCGUAGCUAGUUUGUAGCUUUCAGCGUUAGUUACAUGUCGCUACCGAGAGCGCACGUUAUCCGAUAAUGGGUUCAUUGACAUGGUUUAUCGCGAGGCGUGGAUUUUCCUCUUCACUAACUGAAGGCUGUAGCUAUGGUUCCAGUUGUCCCUGCCCCUGUGUAGGUACGUGUGUACUGUGAACCAAACGCCAAGAUAACCCAACCUCAAACGUUUGCCUUUACUUCGGCCAUCGAUGCGAGUUGAAUAGAACGUGUUGUAUGAAUAGGAGCCUGUGGACAGAGCUGGACAUACAGCAGCAGAAGUGAAGGAACUGCCCAUCAAUGGCCAACCCCACCCCUCUGCUUGAUGUACUGUGAUAUAGAAGUGAGUGGACCAGAAAUACUGUAGCCAGUUGCCAUGGAAGACACCCUGCCCAAACCUGUCACCCCGGAGCCGAGCCCUGCGCCCAGUCCAGCACCUAGUCCAGCACCCAGUCCAGCCCCCAGCCCACUGCUGGACAGAAUUGCUUUGCCUGCAGCAAACCAUGUGGAGCACCUAAAUGUGAACCAGAUUCAGGUGGUGGUACGACGCUGCUCCAGUCCAAAUGUCACAGAGGAGACAACCUAUUUUAUUCCUCGAAACCCUGUGGUGGAUGCUGGUACCAACACAGACCCGCCAGUGGUCUGCUGCCCCUUGCUCCACAGAUUUUGCCCAUGUCCUCCAAGAGGCCUUCUGGCCUCUCUCAUUACUAAAGUCCUCUUGGCAGCUGUGCUCUUUGGAGUGGUGUGGUCCAUCACGGAAGAUGAAUGUCUUCCAGGGGGCAACCUGUUUGGCAUCACAAUCCUCUUCAUUUGUGCGCUCAUCGGAGGGAAAUUGGUGGCUCUCAUACGUCUGCCCAGACUUCCACCGUUCCCACCCCUCCUUGGUAUGCUGCUGAUGGGUUUCCUGCUGAGAAACAUCCCAGUUAUAACAGAUGGGGUGUACAUUGACUUCAGGUGGUCUGCCUCGCUGAGGAACAUCGCUCUGGCUGUCAUUCUGACCAGAGCGGGUCUGGGGUUGGAUCCCACGGCUCUGAGGAAAUUAAAAUCAGUGUGUGUACGUGUGGCAGCCGGACCCUGCAUCAUAGAGGCUUGCACCAUAGCUCUGAUAUCUCACUUCCUCAUGGGCUUGCCCUGGGUGUGGGGCUUCAUCCUUGGCUUUGUGCUGGGCGCCGUGUCUCCAGCAGUGGUGGUUCCCUCCAUGCUGCUGCUGCAGAAGGACGGUUACGGCGUGGAGCAGGGCAUCCCCACCUUGCUGAUGGCUGCAGGCAGCUUUGAUGACAUCCUUGCCAUCACAGGGUUCACCACAUGCUUGGGCAUGGCCUUCGCCACAGGCUCCACUUGGUACAACCUCCUGAGGGGUGUACUGGAGGUGGCUGGUGGGAUGGUUGCUGGGAUUCUUCUUGGCUUCAUCAUCCAGUACUUUCCGAGUGUGGACCAGAAACACAUAGUAAUGAAGCGAUCGUUCUUGGUGCUGGGCCUGUCCGUCUUUGCCGUGUUCGGCAGCAGUGUGGCAGGGUUUCCUGGCUCUGGAGGCCUCUGUACCCUGGUGUUAGCAUUCCUGGCCGGCCUCGGCUGGGGGACAGAAAAGGCACGUGUGGAGGAAGUGGUAGGAUGGGCGUGGGAUGUAUUUCAGCCUCUACUCUUCGGACUAAUAGGUGCAGAGAUUCGAGUCUCUGAGUUGGAGGGAAACACAGUUGGUCUGGGUAUAGCCUCUCUGCUCAUUGCCCUGCUGGUUCGAGUCCUGUUCACCUUUGUGUGUGUGUUGUGUGCUGGCUUUAACAUGAGGGAAAAAGUGUUCAUAGCCCUAGCAUGGAUGCCCAAAGCUACAGUGCAGGCAGCUAUAGGCUCCACAGCUUUAGACAUGGCCAGGACGAGGGACGACAAGCAGCUGCAGAAGUACGGCAUGGAUGUGCUGACUGUGGCCGUGCUGGCCAUCCUUCUCACGGCUCCCGUAGGGGCCCUUAUCAUAGGGCUCGCUGGACCUCACCUGCUCCAAAAACCAAAGAACUCAGCCUGCGGUGAGCGAGUCAAACCCACUUUGUCAGCUUUUUUCUUAGGCACAGCAGCAGGAGGUGAAGAUGACAAUGAAACUCCUGUCACCUAUGAGAGUACACUCUGACAUCACCUGACUUCAUCCAGUGAGUGUGACAUUUUAAGAGACUUCGGGUGUGCUUUCACGCCUCGGACGUUUGAGCUUUCCUUUAGCCACCGAGUGGCUCUUUGUCUCUCUAUCUGACGGUCAGCUCCUGAUGUUUGCCAUACUGCAGGAACACGUGAAUCACUUUGUAUUUAUAGCCUCUAGGGGUUUCCAGGCCGCACGCUCCGAGCGAAUGACCCCCACCCUGCCGUCUGCACUGCGCACUGCUGUGUGAACAUGGGGUGGGUUUGUUUCCGAUUCUAAAUGAACAUUUAAUCAGCUCUAUUAGUGUGAGGCAUGAAUAUGGUUUACAUUUUUGUAAAGUGGAUGUUGUCCCAUUAUUGUCAUGUUCACUGAAUCCACUACUUCCAUCCAAUCCACUCGUUUUUAUGACUAUUUGCUGUAUCUGGACUCGAAAAUUAAUGCUGUAUUUUAUUAUAAGCAGUUUCCUUCCGAGGGCUACAUAAUUGAAUGUACUGGCAGUAUAUUUUAUUUGACCUUUCACAACGCUGUUGACACACACUUCAGUCUUAGGUGUUCGGCACUCAGUACAAUAUUUUUAUUGCUUUGUGUUUGUGUAUUUGUGCGUGUUUUAAUAAAAUAUGUAUUAGCUGUAUGUCUUGGUGAUGACAAGGGUUUGCAUAGUUUACAAAGACUCAGGAGCUCUAAAUAAUCUAUAAUGCUUUACUUUGGUUUAUACACAGUGCUGCUAAAACUCUAUCAACUACUACACUCACUACGUCUGCUUCCAAUAUCGAGAAUGCUCAGCAAUGAUCAUGUCCGUGUGUUUAAGACCCACCUUUUAUAGUUUUAUUAUGAAGUAGAUUUUUCACGUUUGUUACAUGUUUUUUUUUAUUAUUACAGAGGUCUGCAGUGUAACUUGAAAUGUUUUUGAUUUGUUUGAAUUUUACAUUGAAAAGAUUCUUGUGUAUUUUUUAGCAAUUAUUUAUGAUAGAUUUACAUGAUUGAGCGUUAGUUUUUUACCAAAUAUUCUUUGAACAAUAAAUGAUAAAACAUACCAGGAACUGUCAGUCUCUUUGGUGAAGUUAUGCAGUGAUGGUUUGAAUUAUUACUAUGCAACAUAUUUAUACAACUUGACUUUUUAAUGUCCUUAAUUCAUGUCUCUAUCUCAUUUAGUUUUUGGAUCCUGAACCAUUUGCUUCUCAGCCAUGUUAGCACUGGGGCUUUAAGGAUGUCAGUGGUAGUCCGUACAUGAAACGUAGAUGAAAUCUAAUGACUUCAGUGAUCCUCUGAAUUUUCCUCUAGUGCCACAAUGAACUGCACUUCAUUUGUGGUUAAGGCUGAAAUGUCUAAACAGCCAUGUCCACCUCAGGAUGAACUGUAAUAACUUCAGGGAUCCUCUGACUUUUCCUCUAGCACCAUGAUAAGGUCAAACAUUUUAUUUGUUGUUUAUAACCAAAUACCUGAAAAACAAUUGGCGUUCCUGUCAGUCUCAGCUGUGCUCUGUGUGACACUAAUUAGCAAAUGUCAGCAUGCUAACACGCUGAAUUAAGGCGGUGACUAUAUUAAACAUUGUACGUAGGCUGUGAAACAUCAGCUUGUUAGCAUUGUCAUUGUUAGCGCUUCGUUCAAAACAGCAGCUUACUAUUUUCAAUUAAAAUACAUGAGCAAG